Messenger RNA from Tyto alba (common barn owl), 1302 nucleotides. It is a transcript of the gene PPP1R11, whose product is annotated as protein phosphatase 1 regulatory inhibitor subunit 11. Gene Ontology annotation, cellular component: nucleus. The record is from RefSeq and is a predicted model, not a curated record. Gene Ontology annotation, molecular function: protein phosphatase 1 binding; protein serine/threonine phosphatase inhibitor activity. The transcript has 3 exons. The coding region runs from base 242 to 952 and encodes 236 amino acids. NCBI's taxonomy places the organism in Eukaryota, Metazoa, Chordata, Aves, Strigiformes, Tytonidae.
CUUGGCCCCUCUUUGCCCCCCUGAAAUGCCCCACCAGGCCCUCUAUGACUCCCUCCCCCCCCCCAGCCCUUGAAUUGCCCCUCUGCGCCCUAUUUAUAACCCCCUCAGCCCCUAAAUUGCCCUCUCAAGCCUUAAUUACCCCCUCGACCCCUAUUUGCGCCCCUUCAGCCCCUAUAGAUCCCCCAAACGGCCCCUAUAUAACUCCGAAAUCACGCCCUCCCCGGGCCCAGCAGCCCCGCGCAUGCGCUAUGGCGCCCUCCCCGCCGCCGUACGGCGGAAGCGCUGCCCCUUCCCCCCCCCCCCCCCCCACUGGGGGACCGCUUUGUACGGAGGACCUACCGGAAGUGCCCGUGCCGCCGACCGGAAGUGGGGGUGGGAGCGGCGGUGGGCGCUGCACCGGGGCGGCGGCGGCCCGGCCCGGCCCUUCCCGGCGCUUCCCCGGUCGCAGCGGGGCCUCGGCGGGGGCCGGGACCCCCCCCCCACCACCAACACACACACAGACACCCACCCCCCCGCCUCCCGGGCACCGCUCCGCCCGGCUGGAACCAUGGCGGAGGCGGCGGACAGCAGCGCCUGUGGCACCGCCACCGUCACCGAGACCGGCGCAGCCGAACCGGAAAACCGCAGCCUGACCCUCAAACUCCGCAAGCGGAAGCCGGAUAAAAAAGUCGAGUGGUCGAGCGACACCGUCGACAACGAGCACUUGGGCCGCCGCUCCUCCAAGUGUUGCUGCAUCUAUGAGAAGCCGCGGGCGUUUGGGGAGAGCUCGACGGAGAGCGAGGAGGAAGAGGAAGAAGAGGAGGUGGCGAGGGGCGGGGACGAAGGCUGUGGCCACCUCCACUGCGUCCGGGGCCAUAAACAGGGGCGGGGACGGGGAGGGGGGGGGACACCGGGGGCUGGGGGUGGGCCCCAAGUGCUCCCCCCAGGGCCCCCCACCCCUAUGGAGCACUGAGGGACCCCCUAUGGAGCCCCCCCCUCUCCCUUAUUGACCCUUGCCCCCCCCCCCCCCCCCCCCCCCCCGAAAUAUCAACUCUGGGCUUGACACCCCCCCCAUCACCUCAGGGGUCAGCCCCCCCCCAAUAUCAAAGCCUGAGCCCCCCAAAUCGCUGCCUGAACCCCCCCAAACUUCCAAGGACCCUCCCUAAAAUAUCACUGCCUGAGCCCCACCCCCCCCAAAAUCACUGCCUGAGCUCCCCCCCCAACCCCACACAUACCCCAGUGUUUGGGGGGGGGACAUUUUGGGGUGCCCCCCCCCCCUCCCUUUCAUGGCACCUGUGGGCAUUAAAGGUGGCACCGCUGCGA